UGACACAAAACUCUCGUCCGACCAACUCAAACCAACCCGGAACUUUUUUACGACAACUAAAAAACAUUCUUGGAAAGUUAUAACAAGGAGUUUCUUUGUGUUUUCGAACAGUUUGAAUGUGUUAAUAAGAAAAAGAAACUUUUAAGGACUGAGGACUGUUUUAACCGAGGAGGUGGGGGAAAAAAAGAGGAGACUUUCAAAUGUUUCUCGCUCGGUCUGCGGCGGCUCCUGCAGGACAGUAAAACCACGACUUAUCUUUUCAAACCAGGUAGAGAGGCGAGGAUUCAAGAGGGGCCAACAUGCCUCAACAGAAGGACAUAGUGAAGAUAGCCAUCCAGAUGCCGGGGGCCUAUCCCCAGCUCAUACAACUGGACCAGAAAAAGCCUCUCUCUGCUGUGAUAAAGGAGGUGUGCGAUGGCUGGAAUCUCCCAGGUCCCGACAACUACGCCCUGCAGAAUGCAGACGGGGUUCAGACGUACAUCACUGAAUCGAAUCGUCUGGACAUUAAGAACGGCUGCAUUCUGCGUCUGACCAAGGCACCGGGUCGCUGUGCAGAAGACCUGUUCAAAGGCAUCCAGAGCUCCGAUUCAGGCGUGCGCUGUGAUUCGCUGAAGGAGCUGGCGAGCACAUCUACAGACGUUACAUUUGCACAGGAGUUCAUCAGCCGAGACGGACACCUCUUAUUGGUCAAGAUAGUCGAGGACUCGAAUGAGAGUAAUGUGAUCAUGACCCACACUCUGACAGGCUUCAUGGAACUGAUGGAUCAUGGGAUAGUUUCCUGGGAGAACCUCUCAUCGGUCUUCAUCAAGAAGAUUGCCAGCUUCGUCAACGCCAAGCCUACCGAUGCAUCCAUACAGCAGGUGUCCUUGGACAUCCUGGAGAGCAUGGUGCUGAGCAGUCACAGCCUCUUCCUGCAGGUCAAACAAGAAGUGACCAUGGAGAGACUCAUCGCUCACCUACAGGUGACAAACCAGCAGAUUCAGACCAAAGCCAUGGCGCUACUAAUGGCUCUACUACAAACUGCCGGAGACUCCGACCGACAGGAUAUGUUUGCAUUCCUGAGCAAGAAGAACCUCCGGCAGUACAUUUAUAAAAACAUCAUCCACAGUUCUGGUGCAGUCCAGGAUGAGAUGGCCCACUACCUCUAUGUGCUGCAGUCUGUUACCUUGAAUCACCUGGAGCCUCGCAUGAGGACGCCGCUGGACUGUUACAGCCAGGAGCAGAGAGACAUCCUUCACGGCCUGCGUCAGGCGGCGUUUGAGACAGAAAGCGAGAACAGUCUGAGCCACGAGAGACGACGCUCGCUCUGCGCCAAAGAGUUCAAGAAGUUAGGCUUUUCUAACAAUAGUAACCCCGGUCAGGACUUGGUGCGAACGCCUCCAGGUCUUCUCGCUUUGGACACCAUGUUUUAUUUUGCUGCACGCUAUCCGGACGCCUACAGCAGGUUUGUCCUGGAGAACAGCAGUAGAGAGGACAAACAUGAGUGUCCUUUUGCACGGAGCAGCAUACAGCUCACACUCAUCCUGUGUGAAAUCCUUCGUAUCGGCGAGCCUCCCUCAGAGACGGGAUCCCACUACCACCCCAUCUUCUUCAGUCAGGACCGGCUGAUGGAGGAGCUUUUCUGUGUUUGCAUUCAGCUGCUCAACAAGACCUGGAAGGAGAUGAGAGCCACACAGGAGGACUUCGACAAGGUGAUGCAGGUAGUGAGGGAGCAGAUCACAAGGACGUUGUCUAGUAAGCCGACCUCCCUGGAGCUCUUCAAGAACAAAGUGAACGCUCUGAACUACAGCGAGAUCCUCAAACUGAGGCAGACGGAACGGCUGCACCAAGAAGAGACUCUGGCUCCUCCUGUACUUGAACUAAAAGAGCGUCUGAAGCCAGAGCUGCUCGAGUUAAUCCGCCAGCAGAGACUCAACAGGCUGUGUCAGGGAACCAUGUUCAGGAAGAUCAGCAGCCGACGCAGACAGGAUAAACUAUGGUACUGCCGCUUGUCGCCGAAUCACAAAAUGCUUCACUACGGUGACGUGGAAGAAGACACAGAGAAUCCACCAAUUGAAUCACUGCAGGAAAAGAUUCCUGUAGCAGACAUCAAAGGCCUGCUGACGGGAAAAGACUGUCCUCACAUGAAGGAGCACAAAGGCAAACAGAACAAGGAGGUGCUCGACCAGGCAUUUAGCAUCUCAUAUGACGUGGAAGAGUACAGCCUGAACUUCAUCGCCCCAUCCCGAACUGAUUUCUGCCUGUGGACCGAUGGACUGAGCGUCCUCCUCGGCAGGGAGAUGAGCAGUGAGUCCAUGCGCAGCGAGCUGGAGAUCCUCCUCUCCAUGGAGAUUAAGCUCCGCCUUCUGGACCUGGAGAACGUUCCCAUUCCUGACAGCGCUCCGGUCAUCCCGAAACCGCCAAGCAACUACAACUUCUGCUACGACUUCAGCCAGACCGAGCAGUAGAGAGUGGAAAAAGUGUGAAUGUGUAAAUAUAUAUGUGUGUGUGUGUGUGUGUGACCAUGUGCGUUCAUGCACUUAUUCCUAAAACACAGAUUUAUAACUAUGACAUUUUAUUCUUCUUCCUCUGCGGCCUCAUUUUUAAUCAUCCAAGUGAAACCGUGUGAAGACGAGCAAACUCGAGGAGAGUGACUUUAAACAACGACAACAGUUGUUUGUACUUUGACUUCACUAAUGCUGCACACUUUUCACCUCUUGUCUCGGAGACGGAAGCUUUCAGGUCGUCUCUACGUUCACGCCUCCUCCUCAGCUUUUCUAGACACUUCAACAAAGCUCCAAAAAGCUAGACUCACCUUUUACAAUUCAACCACUCACUCAAGUAAUGGUACUUUAGUUUUGUUUUAUAAUCAUUUUAAAGUCCUAUAUAUAUCUUAAACUAUGCAUUUUACAUUUUGAGUAUACUUGUUUGCAUAUUCGUUUAUUUUAUUUUCAGAUGCUUUUUUUAAAAGGGCAUUAACUAGAACCCAUUGUGUUCUCGAUACGUGGCACAUACAAUACAUUUCUAACAUUGGAAAAGCAAACACAUGUUUCUCAGAUGUGGAAAAUAUUUAGCUUAAAGCUCCUGUGAGGAGUUUUCACCUGGUGAUGAAACAGACUGUUAUUAACACUGAUGCCUCUACAUGACCUUUAAAAGCUAACGAGACCAUCAGAGAGAAGAGAGGUCAUUUUUAUAUGAUGAUUUUUUUUUUUUAUGCAUGAAACCGCUGCCGUAAAGGAAGGCGUCAGAUGAGUUGAGUCACAGCACGCUGCAGAAACGGCCUUUGUUUACAUUUUUCACGAUAAUGGGUUUGUUUGACUUUUUAAAGUACAGAGAUGAAAGGUACCGUGUUGACCACAUGGAGGCACCAAAAUCAUUCUUCUGUAGCCUGAGUUAAAAUCCAACAUGGCUGCUACGUGCAUCAACAUGAAGUUUAAGCAGUAACUGUAGAGCUUAUUAGCAGCUUAGUCCUCUUUUUGUGUAGUUAAAUCAAUCACACCGAUCAGCUAAAGUACAGAGUAUCGUGCAAGCGCUAUCCGAAGACAUGUUGUCAUCAUAUUUUUGCGUCACAAACUAUCCAGUAGUGUGUUUUUACCUGGCAACCGCUAACAAAACAAAGAUACUCCUGGAGGUGUCCAUGUUGUUGUCUGGCUUUUUGCCAGCUCUUAACCAUUAUGUGGUUAUCUUGGGUGUGAGGUCAUUCCCAACACCGAGAUCAGAGUUUGGAGGUAAAUGGAACGCACCAUAUGAGCUGUAGACUUGUGUUUUUAAAAAAGAUGCAGAUCUGCAUCAGGUACUGAACUGACCCUUUUUUCUUUUUGUUAAUUUACAAAAAGCGAAUGUAUAUUUUCUCCCUAAUGAACAGUAUGCUGACAAGAAAAACUUGUAACAAGUUUCAAAUCAAACUGUAUGUGUCUCACUCUUCAAACGCCUGUGUGUGAACUGACAGCUCAUCAGGACGUCUCAGUCUGUUCAAGUGUUUCUGCCUUUUCCUUUCUUCUUCUGGUAACGGGUCAUUUCAUUUCAGCGCCGUCUGACUGUCCCUGCAGUGCAUUUCUGACAUGUGAUAACACUCACUUUGAAUUGUUCCUUUUAGUUGACUUCACAUGAAUAAACUGAUUCAUAAUGAGAAAACAAACAAG
Labrus bergylta (ballan wrasse) is the source of this 4121-nucleotide messenger RNA. It is a transcript of the gene elmo3, whose product is annotated as engulfment and cell motility 3. Gene Ontology annotation, biological process: cell motility; actin filament organization. NCBI's taxonomy places the organism in Eukaryota, Metazoa, Chordata, Actinopteri, Labriformes, Labridae. The record is from RefSeq and is a predicted model, not a curated record.